CAUAACACAAAUGUACUCCUUCGCUACUCUCUACAAACCAGUCAAGAGCAUCCUCUCCACUGAUUCUGCUGACAAGGUUUCCAUCUCUGUUUCCACCAAGGCUAACCCAGACUUCUCUGUUGCUGUUAGAGGUGCUAGAGCUAACGCUGAUGGAAAGGUUGAAUCCUCUCUCUCAUGGAGCCAAAAGCUCAAGCAAGGUGGUGUUGCUUACACUGUUAACGGAUCUUUGGAUCAAGAUGCCACUGUUGGUGUUACCGUUGUUGCUUCUGGUGUUGCUAAGGGUUUGAAUGCUGAUCUCUCAAGCAAGAUGAAGACUGCUUGUGCUGAUAACAAGGUCACUGGUAAUUUGGAUUACACUGCUGAAAAGUUCCACUUGACUGGUAACUUUGACCAUACUUGUGGUGGUGCUCUCCUUUUGACUGCUACUGCCACUGCUCAAGUUGUUGAAGGUUUGGUUGUUGGUGGUGAUGCUCAAAUCAAGGCUUUGCCAAAGGAAGCUAACCCACUCAAGAAGUACACUGUUGGUGCUAGAUACUCCAUGAAGAAUAUUGAUGUUGCCACACAAUUGGAAGAUUCUUUGAAGAAGAUCAGAGUUGGUUAUGCUCAAAAGAUUGACGAUAGUGUCUCCGUUGCUGGUGAAUUUGCUCACGAACUUAAGAGUGACAAGGCUCCAGUUUUCACUCUCGGUACUCAAUACAAGAUUGAUAGCGAUUCUUCCAUCAAGGCUAACAUUAACACUAAGGGUAUUGCUAAUGCCACUUACUCUUUGACUGUUAACCCACGUUUGACUACUUCUAUUUCUGCUGAAGCUGAUGUCUUUGCUAAGAAUGUUUCAAAGGUCGGUCUCUCCAUCAAUUACAGUGCUUAAAUUUACAACCUAGAUUAAAAACUAAAUUAUAAAACAAAUAAAGCUGAGUAGGGAGCUUUGUGU
Messenger RNA from Naegleria gruberi, 931 nucleotides. RefSeq lists its product as uncharacterized. Gene Ontology annotation, molecular function: voltage-gated monoatomic anion channel activity. The coding region runs from base 11 to 868 and encodes 285 amino acids. The transcript has a single exon. Lineage: Eukaryota; Heterolobosea; Eutetramitea; Acrasida; Naegleriidae. The record is from RefSeq and is a predicted model, not a curated record. Gene Ontology annotation, biological process: monoatomic anion transmembrane transport. Gene Ontology annotation, cellular component: mitochondrial outer membrane.